Nematostella vectensis (starlet sea anemone) is the source of this 3270-nucleotide messenger RNA. RefSeq lists its product as uncharacterized. Gene Ontology annotation, biological process: regulation of transcription by RNA polymerase II; gliogenesis. The coding region runs from base 635 to 2761 and encodes 708 amino acids. Gene Ontology annotation, cellular component: nucleus. Gene Ontology annotation, molecular function: RNA polymerase II cis-regulatory region sequence-specific DNA binding; DNA-binding transcription activator activity, RNA polymerase II-specific. NCBI's taxonomy places the organism in Eukaryota, Metazoa, Cnidaria, Anthozoa, Actiniaria, Edwardsiidae. The record is from RefSeq and is a predicted model, not a curated record. The transcript has 13 exons.
UGCACAAAAGCUAGAAAAGACUAUUACGCUAUUAGCACAGAAUUCAGAGAAAAAAAACCUGUGCAUUCUUUAAAAGAAGUAGAGUUUCUAAGAAACAAAUAUCAAUAUUAUUAAUGAAAGAAUGGAUUUUUUUUAUCAGGAUAAUGUCUUAAUUUUGCCAAUACGCCCAGGUAUAGCAGAAAGAAUUCGGUUAUGAAAUGGGCGUCGAAAAGCAAAAGUUCUUUGUAUUUCCUUUUAAAUAUAUUCAUAAAAUGCACUUAAAAUUACUUAACAUCCCUCUUAAGACGCCGGCAGGCACAUUUUCGCGAAGCAUGAAUAAAAUCAAAGUUUCUUUCACCCGGUAUGUUUUCAUUUCUCCCGUUGAGCGACUCAAUCACGAGUGAGUUUAAUUUAUUUUCGUUAAUAACUCGGCGGGGAAUUAGGAAGGGAUACAGUUAUCAGUUAGCAGAUAUCGGGGGCGAAGAUAAAGAUGAGCAAAUCCUUGCAAAGAUUUUGAAUAUAAGUAUGGGAACAUCGCCUCAAUGUGCAGGCCUGCUAGAGAUCGCUAUCUCACAAGCGCGCUAUAAGACACAACUAAUAUCAUCUACCAAUGCUUCCUUAUAAGAAAGGCAUGAAUCUGCCAUAAGCCCGUUUAAUGCCUUUGCUUGCUUCUUCUUCUGGUUUCUGUGCCGAAAAGCAUUCUUUGAUAGCACCGAAGAUGAGCGAAGUAACAAUAAAAGAAGAGCAGCUAAGCGACAGCGAAACUUUAGACGAAUCAACACCCAGCACAGAACGACCGAUCCGCAUUAAUGGCGGGGAGAUUCUGAACAAGUUCAACUCUGCUUUGGCUUCGAUCAUCACGACAUCUAGUAGAAGUUCACAAGCGACACCAGAGGAAAAGGAGAAAUUGGCGAUGGCGACGCAGAAAAGUCCGAAACUUGCGCCACCAGUGUGGUACAGUAACUCGGCGACCAGGCCUCCUGCCCUGGCUCAGGUGUUCAGUCCCAUUUACCAGCAGUACGCCUUCAUACACCAGACAGCGGACACUCCCAUUAGGCCGAUACAUGACCCCAGUCUCUCAGUACAGAGGGCUGUGGACGAGUUUGACGAGUUCAACGAGUGGAUUGACGGCUCCUGCAAGUUGCGCUACUCAGCGUACUCCCGUGAAGCGCAGGCGCACAUUAGCGGCUGGGCCAUGAAGUACACCAAUAACCACAACAAGUACGUGCUGAAGAAGACGUGUGUUGGCGUGCUCCUGUGUAGCAAGGACUGCACGCUACCCAAUGGACUCAAGAUUGUCGUCCGACCCGCGAUAUCAGAUAAAGUGCGAGAAAGGCAAAUCGGUCAAAAUUGUCCAAACGCAUCUUGCUCUGGAAUUCUCUCUCACAGGAAAUGCACAGGUAACAAUGGCUACCCCGUGACGCAUUUCUGGGUCCAUCAGGAUGACGGCAUCUACUUCGAGUCCAAAGGAACACAUGACCACUUCCGGCCUCAGGCACGUAGGGCCACGCCAGACAGGAGCGCUAAUCGCACACGUCACCUGAGCUCCAAGGAGGAAGGGACCAAUAGCGAUGAACCUGAAGAGAGAGGGGCAUCUGAGGCAGAGGGAGCAACGUCCGCCACCAAGCCUCCUCAGGGUACCCGCAGAGGACGCAAGCGAAAGCAUCCGGACCGAUUCCUCCCAGUCCAAAAACUAUCAUCUUCUUUGUCUCACGCUAGCGAGUUGCUGCGCGGCUUCUCAAUAGACGAAGAAGACCAAUACGUGUGUGUAACUCUACCUGAGACCGAACAUUUAAUACAGCGAGCUCUGCUCUCUCACGAGCAGUCCCCUAUCGCCCCUUACGGUAGACUGUACCUGCUUUGUCAGACCUUCAAGGACGUGACACCGGGAUUCAAUUUGCUUGAGACCCGGAUCAUAUGCCACGAGGUCAGCGGUUGGCCUGUUGUCAUGGCAACUCUGUAUAAACAGGGUACCCGUGAAGGGAUUGUGCAGCAUAUGAAGACGAUGGCGAGGCUGUGCUCAUCACCGAGAGAAGAGAUCUUCUCCCCCAAGUGGCAGAUGGUGAUUCAUGACUUCACGCCUGAACAGGCCCAACUCGCCAUCGAGGCCAUCGUCAAUAUGAUCAUCAAUUCCCAAGUCCAGACCCUGCUCCGCGUUUUCCAAUACAAAAGCGUCAGUUCUUUGUACAAAAUGCUUCGCGAGAAAGUCACCAGUUCAAUGCAGAGCUAUGAGUCGCACUUCGAGCUGUGCAGACGCGAGAUCCUUUCCCGUCUGCAGGAUCCCCUACUUACAAUGAAAUUUGGCGACACGAUGAAGAGGUUGACCUCGGACAAGUGCAGCGUACAAGAGUUUGUCAGCGCCGACUGUUUACUUUCAGGAGGAAUACUAGGGUCUGUCAUCAGAGAGUUCUGGAACUUCUGGGGAAGUAGCCUGGUUGCCAGUAAGGUGUUCCCUGUGGCGGCGUCUGUCCGCGCUCAUAGUGAGAGACUGGACAUCUGGAGAAAAGUCUACACAGAACUUGAGUGGCCGCUAGAGCAUUCUGGGAUAUCCUUACAAGCCAUGAGUGACGUUGUUUUCAGGUGGAUCAAAUGUCACAGAGAAUUCUUCCCCAAAGCAGCGUUACGGGAGAUGACAAAUCUCAACAGCGGUUUACCACUAACUCGGCUAUCCGCUGAGCAACGACUGCAGAUGCUGAGGUCAGGACGAGAGAGACUGGGCUCGGCUUUUCACAGGCCCUUAUCGUGCCGCACCAUUUACAUGCCGAGAAUGCACUGGAUGUGACUGCAAAUAUGAUAAGCUCACAAUUCAAUGCGAGCAAAGAGAUGCCUCCAUAGUGCAGAAAGCCGAGAAUUCAAUUGUACAUAGGAAUUUAAAUUGGAGUGUAAAUAUGAAAAUUUUACGAAAUAGAACCCGUUUCGAUGUAAAUAAAAAUAGCAAUAGAAGGUCACAAAGAUUACAAAGGUUUAUUUCACGCACGUCCCAAGCCAAGAAUUUCUUAACUUUCUAGGGUAAGUCUCAAAAUGGGAGUUUUGGGCUUAUAGAUCAUUAAGUAUAUCCGCGGAGUUGAUGUUUCUUUAGUGCGGUUCUUUGGCUUUUGGCGUGAAAACAAUUCUCGCAAUUUGGGUUUCUUUGAAAAGGACACGUUCUAAGAAAAAAAAGGAACAAUUGGUAGUAUUCUCACCUGAAUACAAGCAAGGAAUCUCCACAUCAGACAUUUAUGACCUUUUGAUAAAAUUAUAAAUCAUUCUCUCCUCAUAUCUUCCCAUCAAUAAAAACUAGUUUGAAAUGUU